AUGCACCGGUGUCUGCAUCUCGAAGAAAUUUUGCAAGAAAUCUUCAAAAAUGCUGACUAUAUGUCGUUGACGGUUCUUGCCAGGACAUGUCGAUUGUUUUACGAGCCCGCCCUGAACGCCAUUUACUCGGAUCUUCCAGGGCUCCAGCCAUUAAUUGAGCGUUUACCCCACGAUUUGUGGUCAACCAGGUCCGGUGAAUUGGUGAUCCGAGGACCCCUGCACCCCAAUGAUUGGGAAGUGUUUGCAAGCUAUUCUCGCCGGGUUCAUAGCCUACGGCUUAGAUGGUUCGCGAGCGAUGCCAAGCUCUAUCGCGCCCUUUUGUCGCCUCCCGAUCCCUCGUUUCUUUUACCCAACCUUCGUACAUUCACCUGGCACUGUCUCAGCACCCGCUCUGCUGGACUUGAUGACAUGAUCGCCUUCAUGCGUUCGCUCUUCUGUCACAACCUCGCGGCAGCGCAGCUAAUCGUAUCUGAAUAUGCUCUUGCUGCAUUCUCCGAUCUUGGAUGCACCUCGCUUAGGAAGCUAGUCAUCCAAAGUCAUAAAGUUGCUAUCAGUGCAAGUGUGACAGAAGAUGCGAUAUACAAACUCUCUGCUUUGAGAUCUCUCGCGUGCGGUGAGGUCUCUGUCAGAGCUCUCCAUCACUUGGCGCAAUUUCCAUUGUUGAGCCGCUUGACCAUUUGGCUUGGAAACGAUACCCCAUCCACGCUCACUUUUCCAAGGUUUUCAUUUAGCAAACUUCGCUAUCUGACAAUCAAUACUAAAUCUAUCGGUCCGUGCCUCUCUAUGCUCAAAGCGGCCAACUGGAACAUACGCUGUUUCCACCAUCGGAUGGAUGCGGGGUAUGAUCCCGCUGGACGCAAGGUGCUUCUGAAACUGCUUCCCUUGCAGCUCUCGCACGAGUCACUGAAUUGCAUUUCCCUGCAAACCGCCUCUCCUUAUCAAGACGACGACUCCACCACAAAUCCCUUUUCAUUGAAGCCGCUUUUUAGCUUCAAGAAUCUGUUGAUACUAGAACUCAACCUGAGCGGAGCUAUCCUCCCAGAACUGGAUAACGACAGUUUGCGACAACUCGCUGUUUCGUGGCCGCGGUUGCGGGUUCUCAUCCUGCAUCAGAACGCAGGAACGUAUCGUGUCCCACAAGUAGAUCUCACAGGGCUUGUUAUACUCCUGGAACAUUGCCCCGAACUACAUCAGCUCGUCCUUUCCGUGAAUGCAAUUAUCGACACCAAGGCGCCUCCCACGCCUCCGAUAAGCAACAGCAGCAAUAAGCUCAUUACCUCCAUCAAUUUUUCCAAUUCGCCGAUUACAAAACCAGCUGAAGUUGCGGCGUUUCUGUCUGCUAUCGUGCCCAACCUCCGAGAAACGUCAUCUUGGACAGGAGAAGUGAUGUGCACUGCUGGGAGCGUUCAAGAGUAUCGAAAACGGUGGGACGAUGUAGCAGAGUUGGUCCCUGUAUUUGCAGAGGUGCGGAGGCAAGAAAGGGAAGCCUGCAUGCACUUACUCAAGAGUGAAGUAGUGCGUAAAUAA
Molecule: messenger RNA, 1527 nt
Organism: Suillus discolor
Lineage: Eukaryota; Fungi; Basidiomycota; Agaricomycetes; Boletales; Suillaceae
Exons: 2
Coding region: 1-1527 (508 amino acids)
Source: RefSeq, a predicted model, not a curated record